Messenger RNA from Perca fluviatilis (European perch), 1656 nucleotides. It is a transcript of the gene osr1, whose product is annotated as odd-skipped related transcription factor 1. Gene Ontology annotation, molecular function: DNA-binding transcription factor activity, RNA polymerase II-specific; RNA polymerase II transcription regulatory region sequence-specific DNA binding. Gene Ontology annotation, cellular component: nucleus. NCBI's taxonomy places the organism in Eukaryota, Metazoa, Chordata, Actinopteri, Perciformes, Percidae. Gene Ontology annotation, biological process: embryo development; urogenital system development; regulation of transcription by RNA polymerase II. The record is from RefSeq and is a predicted model, not a curated record. The transcript is spliced from 3 exons. The coding region runs from base 341 to 1153 and encodes 270 amino acids.
GGCAGCGGCCGCGGAGAGCGCACAACAGUGGAGCGGAGAGGGCGUCCCAACACCGCAGCUGCUGCACCACCACACCACCACCACCACACCGCACCGCCCGGCCUCUCCGAGCUGCUCACAACCGAAAAGGAAAGCCGCAUCAGCGGGGGGAACAUGCUGUCGCACCGGCCGUCUCAUUAACUCAUCCGCCAUCCCCCCACCCCCCCCUCCCCGAUAAACAAGGCUGCUCAGCGGGCAACAACACCCUGAACCUCCGGCAGGACUCCCGAAGCUGUAGAGGGGAGAAUUUCAAUUUGAAAAGUUCUUUUAUUGAAGGCCUGUUGGAUUCUGCGUAGCAGCCAUGGGCAGCAAGACUCUGCCAGCUCCAGUCCCUCUCCACCCGUCCCUCCAGCUGGCUAACUACUCCCUCCUGCAGAGCUCCACAGGCCUCCAGCUGCCGUCAGAUAAUUUUCACAGCAUCUACAGCUUCAGUGCCCUACACGCCAUCCAUCUCCACCAGUGGACGCUCGGCUACCCGCCUUUGGCCCUGCCCCGCUGCACCAUCUCCAAGCUGCCCUCCCAGUUCUCCUCCAUGGCCUCCAUCCCCAUGUUCCCUCACCUCCUGCAUCCCAAGCAGGACUCAGCGGGGCUGCUGCAGAGCUCCAAGAAUAAGCCCCGCUUUGACUUUGCCAACCUUGCAGCAGCAGCCACCCAGGAGGAUCAUCUGAAGGCGGAGGACCUGAGCAUGACGGGUGCUGCUGCCGCCGCCGCUGCCGCCGCAGCUUCAUCUCACCACGCGGCCUCGGCCGGCCUGGGAUGCCUCCUGGACGUGACCAAACUCUCCUCACCGGAGCGCAAGUCCAGCCGAGGCCGACUGCCCUCCAAGACCAAGAAAGAGUUUGUCUGCAAGUUCUGUGGCCGCCAUUUUACCAAAUCCUACAACCUUUUGAUCCAUGAGAGGACACACACGGACGAGAGGCCAUAUACCUGUGAUAUCUGCCACAAGGCCUUCAGAAGACAGGACCACCUCCGGGACCACAGGUACAUUCAUUCCAAAGAAAAGCCCUUCAAAUGUCAGGAGUGUGGGAAGGGCUUCUGUCAGUCCAGGACUCUGGCUGUCCAUAAAACAUUACACAUGCAGGUCAAGGAACUGAAGCCAGCCAAGAUCAAGUGAUUCACUCUGCCAGCAGGGGAAGGGACCGGGACACUGGAAAAACACGACCAAAGACAACAACAGUCAAAGAACAACCAAAGACUUCUUCAUCUCAGCUGUGGGAGGCAGAGCGCUCUGCUUCUGUGGGAAUACUGCUCAAGGAUGAAAUAUUUCACCAGCCACUUCUUUUUAAAGGAAUAAAGCCGUAGUAGAGAGGUGUGUGCUAAGUUAUCAAAGCCUGACUUGGCAGGGGAUGUGUGAAAUGUGAAAUGGAAAACAAAGUACCUUGUGGCUGUUCGGUGCAAAUACUUUGCUCAGAAGCUUAUAAUCCAAAGACUUUAUUAAAAGGGACACAAUUCUUAUGCAAUGUUUUUUUUUUACAAAAACUGAGAAUGAUCAAAGCCAUGUUAACACAUUUUCCUCCUUUUUCAAUAUCACAUCCCAAUGUUAUUUUUGUACAGAUGCAUUAUAUCAGAAAUGUAUUUUUGCACUUUAACCUGAUUAUUGAUUAUUUACAUAUAUCA